Molecule: messenger RNA, 1215 nt
Organism: Eimeria necatrix
Lineage: Eukaryota; Apicomplexa; Conoidasida; Eucoccidiorida; Eimeriidae
Product: KH domain-containing protein, putative
Exons: 1
Coding region: 1-1215 (404 amino acids)
Biological process (GO): regulation of gene expression
Cellular component (GO): nucleus; cytoplasm
Molecular function (GO): mRNA binding
Source: RefSeq, a predicted model, not a curated record
AUGGAGCCCGGAAGCCCCCCCAAACGCGUGCCCUUCCAGGGGCCCUGCUACCUGAAGGCCCUGGUCUCCAACGCUGCAGCAGGAGCUGUCAUUGGCAAGAACGGAGCAGCAAUUGCGCAGCUGGAGCAGCAAACUGCAGCAGCAAUUAAGUUGUCUCCAGCAAACUGUUAUUAUCCUGCAACAGAAGAAAGGGUUUUGAUCAUGAGUGGCGAGCAGCACGCGCUGCAGCAGGCCCUCUCCGUGAUCCUGGACAAAGUGGCCGAGCAGCAGCAGCAGCAGCAGCAGCAGCAGCAGCAGCAGCAGCAGCAGCAGCAGCAGGAGGGCAAGAAGGAGCCCGACGCCGCUGCUGCUGCAGCAGCAGCAGCAGCAGCAGCAGCGAAGUUCGCCUUCAAGAUCGUGGCCCCGAAGACUGCUGUUGCUGCUGUCAUUGGCAAAGGCGGGCAGCAAAUAAAAGAACUCCAAGAAGCAACAAAAGCAAAAGUGCAGAUCUCCAACAGAGAAGAAGGGCUUUCUGAGAGGAUCAUUACGGUGUACGGACACCUGGAGGAGGUCAAAGCUGCUGCUGCUGCUGUUGCUGCUGCGCUGCAGCACGACAGCAGCCUCAAGGCCCACAUGUACGUGGUGUACAAGCCGGGGGGCCCCCUGGGGGCCCCCCUGGGGGCCCCCCUGGGGGCCCCCCUGGGGGCCCCCCUGGGGGCCCCCCUGGGGGGCCCCCUGGGGGGGGCCCCCCUCUGCUACGGGCAGCCGCUGGGGCUGCUGGGGCUGGGAGGGUACGGGGGGGCCCCCGGGGGGCCCCCCGGGGGCCCCCAGGGGCCCCUCGGGGGCCCCCAGGGGCCCCUCGGGGGCCCCCCGAACGGGGAAAUUUUGGCGCUGCAGUGCGAAAUUCAACUGCAAGUACCCGAAGCAGCAGUUGGGGCUUUAAUUGGCAAAAACGGAAAAAGUGUUUCGGAAUUAAUGAAGCAAAGUGGAGCUCGAAUUCAAAUUAGCAGCAAAGGGGACUUUGUGCCGGGAACUACGGAGAGAAAGCUGAGCAUUUCGGGGCCUGUUGCUGCUGUGCAUGCGGCGCACUUGCUGCUGCUGCAGCGCCUCCAGCAGCAGCAGCAGCAGCAGCAGCAGCAGCAGCAGCAGCAGCAGCAGCAGCAGGAGCUGCACAACGGAGGCAGCGGCGAACACGCCGCGCUGCCGUACAUACACCCCGCCGCCUUCGGCUACUGA